CUCGAAACAAUCUGCAGCCUGCCCUCCCGUGACAACAGGACAGCUUUCUCCACAAAUCCUUACUCCAUUAUCCCGCCUUGUAUCUUUCGCGCAUCGAACCGCUCCCCUCUCAGCGCGCCAAAGUACAUCGUGCUUCUACAGCCCGGACCAACAACACUCCCCCGUCUAGCCUGAUAGCGCUCGCCGCCCGCACGACCUCCAUCGUACUCGAAUUCCGUCCCAAGCCUCACGAGCGCAGAUUCCACUUCGACGCCAGCCUCAAAUAUACUAAGAACCUCGCCUUGUCCGAAAUUGUGCUCUCACAGCACACGACACCUUCACAAUGUCUGGAGAAGCAUGGCUAUAUCUCUUGGCCGUCCUGAUAAAUGCCGUCAACCUGUUCCUCCAGGUGUUCUUCACCAUAAUGUACAGCGACUUGGAAUGUGACUACAUCAACCCUAUCGACCUUUGCAACCGCCUCAACACCUACAUUGUCCCCGAAGCCGCCGUCCACGCUUUCCUCACGUUCCUGUUCCUCAUCAACGGAUACUGGCUUGCUAUCUUGCUCAAUCUUCCUCUUCUGGCCUUCAACGCAAAGAAGAUAUUCGAGAACCAGCACUUGCUGGACGCGACAGAAAUCUUCAGGAAACUGAAUGUGCAUAAGAAGGAAUCUUUCAUUAAGCUGGGUUUCCACUUAGUCAUGUUCUUCUUCUAUCUCUACAGCAUGAUCGUCGCCCUCAUCCGCGACGAAUCCCAGUGACUGCGGAACGAAACUGCCAAGAACAUGCACCAUGGACGAAAGGGAUCCUAUUGAGAUACCACAAGUCGGAGUAGCCAUCGUUUAUAUGGGUCGAAAUGUCAAGGAACGGGACUAUGUGUACAGAGGUGACCCUUGUGGGUCGGGUAUGGUAACUGGUUGGUCUGGGACGCACGGCCUUUACCGGCGUUGUGAGAUGUCUGACAAGAGACGACAAGUCUUGGAGCGGGGUGGUGGAGUCGAGGUUUUAUUAUUCCAUGAUACCGUGCUUCUCGCUGUAGAUUUGCAUCAAGCCAUGUCGUUAAUGCAGCGUUUGGUUUCCAACAUAAUGAUAAACUUAUUUCAUGUCUCGUGACAUUUCACC
This is a messenger RNA of Mytilinidion resinicola, 1100 nucleotides long. Its product is annotated as cornichon. The record is from RefSeq and is a predicted model, not a curated record. Gene Ontology annotation, biological process: endoplasmic reticulum to Golgi vesicle-mediated transport. The transcript is spliced from 4 exons. NCBI's taxonomy places the organism in Eukaryota, Fungi, Ascomycota, Dothideomycetes, Mytilinidiales, Mytilinidiaceae. Gene Ontology annotation, cellular component: endoplasmic reticulum membrane; COPII-coated ER to Golgi transport vesicle. The coding region runs from base 323 to 739 and encodes 138 amino acids.